Pristis pectinata (smalltooth sawfish) is the source of this 1072-nucleotide messenger RNA. RefSeq names its product guanine nucleotide binding protein (G protein), beta polypeptide 1-like (gene gnb1l). Lineage: Eukaryota; Metazoa; Chordata; Chondrichthyes; Rhinopristiformes; Pristidae. Gene Ontology annotation, molecular function: protein binding. The record is from RefSeq and is a predicted model, not a curated record. The transcript is spliced from 7 exons. The coding region runs from base 71 to 1057 and encodes 328 amino acids.
CGUUGGCGCCGCCGCCGCCGCCGUCGGUGAGGUGGGAUGUCACCGGAGAGAUCAGAAUAGUGGUGACUCCAUGGCCUUGCAUCCCCCUGAUCCAAAGUUUGUGCUUCGAGGGACCAGAGCUUCAGUAAACACACUGCAUUUCUGCUGCAGAGAUCAGGUGGACUGUGAUCCAAUACUCUUUUCAGGCUCAGCUAAUGGACUAAUACACAUUUGGAAUUUAAAGACACGCAGGGCAGAUACAGUACUGGAAAGUCAUGAUGAAAAAUCCAUUUUAUGGAUACAAACAUUGCAGCAGAGAGGAUCUCUCAUCAGCCAAGGUCGGGAUUCGACUGUCUGCACAUGGGAUCUAGCAGAAGGGCGCAAAACAAUAUUGGAUUGUAUUCCUUUGGAUAGCUACGGAUUCUGCCAGUGUUCGCUAUUGGAUCAAGGUGUUGGCAGCUACCUUUUGGCUUUGCCAGGCAAGGAUCUGUCAGAGGUGAAGGUUAUAGAUCUACCUAAUAAGACGCCAGUGUGGACCCUAAAGCCGCCAGCAGAUGCUAAACUGGGCAUGCCCAUGUGUCUGAAACUCUGGCAGCCUCUCUCCUGUUCUCGGCCUUUGAUAUUGAUUGGAUACGAGGACGGAUCUGUGACCCUCUGGGACCUAUCGGAAAAGAAAAUGUUGAGCCGUCUCACCUGCCACAAAGAGCCAAUCAUGUGUCUUGACUUUGAUCCGGAGAAGGUCAAGGGUAUCUCUGGCUCGUCAGAAAAAGUUCUAGGCUCUUGGAGCCUUGACAAGCAACAGAACCUUAAGCUGCAGAAAAUGGUAGAGUUAGUCAAUGCUGGGAUAGCUCACGCUUGCCUUCGUCAAGACAAGAAGAUAAUAGCCACAGCCGGUUGGGAUCAUCGGGUCCGUAUCUUUGGCUGGAAAAAGCUGAAGCCCCUGGCUGUCCUACUGUACCACACAGCAAGCAUCCACUGCGUGACAUUCUCCGACCAUGCCGUUCUAAGUGAAAGAUUAAUGGCUGCAGGAUCUAAAGACCAGCGUAUUAGCUUAUGGUCUCUUUACAAUGAACCAUGAAAGAGCUAAUUUUCA